UCGAGAAAUGCCUGCUCCUCCGCGUACGUUUACUUCUUCGCUCAUCCUUCCCUAACCCCCAAUCCAGUAGUUUACCCCGCCAAGAAAAGGAGGAACGGUACUCCUGGAUCUGGAUCUGCAGGGGUGGACAUUGGCAUCUCGUACAAAAAUAAUACGCUUAAACUUAUUUUUGAGAUCCCCGAGAUUGGCGAGGGUAACUUCGUCUUUUUUUGCCAAUACCGUUUUCGCUUACCAUGGCCGCAGAAGAUGCCUUCGCCUACGCGCUGAGCUCGAAUCAAGCAUGGGCUGGCUAUAAGGGCCACCAAAACCCAGACUUCUUCCCUAAGUUGGCUUCGGGACAGUCACCGGCAAUUCUGUGGCUAGGAUGCUCCGACUCCCGCUGCCCGGAGACCACGAUCCUGGGCUUGCAACCGGGCGACGUGUUCGUGCACCGCAACAUCGCCAAUAUCAUAUCGCCGACGGACAUCAAUACGUCAGCCGUCAUUGAGUACGCGGUUACGCACCUAAAGGUCAAGCAUGUGGUGCUAUGCGGACAUUCGUCGUGCGGAGGUGCUGCCGCUGCGCUGAGCGACGUUCGGGUCGGAGGCGUGCUGGACACGUGGCUGGUUCCUCUUAAGGCUAUUCGCAACGCGAACAAGGAAGAGUUAUCGUCCAUUACCGACGACAAGUUGCGCGGCGUGCGCAUCGCAGAGCUUAACGUGGAGGCCGGUAUCAAUGUUCUCAUGGCAAACCCCGCGGUGCAGGACGCUAUCGCCGAGCGGGGUCUCCAGGUUCAUGGCACGUUCUUCGACAUUGGUUCAGGUCGAAUUCGAGACCUAGGCCUCGGAACGAAGGGAGGACACAAUGGAAUUCCGGGAUUGAACGGCGAUGCCGGCGACGUGGUAAGGGGAAAGCACGCCAUGCUUGUGUUCCGAACGGACGGAGCAGGAAGUAUGCAGGCUCGCUAAAGGAUUUGUAAGGGCGGUGAUUCUCGUCGAAUUAGGGCGUUUUUACAAAAGUUGGUGUCUUGGAGGCAUCGAAUUGAAAUUGGUCAUCCAUGGAUCUCGGAACGGCGGCGGCAACUUCGACGGUAGAAGAGCAUAUUUGGCGGGCGAGUGAAAUUCAGUGAAAUUGGUGACAUUGGUGAAUAACCUAGGUAUAGUCUUACGAUACGAUACCUAGACCUUCACAGAGGGUGAGGUCCUUUCAAUGGCGGCGUUUCGAGCAAAGUGUCUACGCGGUAUUGGCACCGGCAAGCAUGGCGAUGGUAUGUACGGACGGGGUGUAUGUGCAUUUGCAGCAUUGCAUUGCUUGCGCACCCGUAUUUCUGGCGAUGAGGAUUAAGUGUUUAUUGGCUUAUGGUUUGGUUUAUUGGUCAAUGCAAUGCCUAGGCUUAGGUACUUGGUAUUCUGAGGAAUUCGAAUUCAUAUUGAAUCUUGCAUCUUCAUUUGCAUUUUCUGCAUUUGGAGAUGUUUAGAUCAAAUCAAUUUUUCUGUUUUUUGUUUUGGCUAGUGCUAGUGGAUGUCUUGUCCUUUAAUUCCGAAUUUAGAUCCCAGUCUCACUUGCUGGUUGGUUUAAGUUUGAUGGCUAAAUCUACUAAUCUGUCAUCAGUAUAUCGCCGUUUCUGUCAAAUCCAAAGUCAAUCAUCGUAAGUUGCCAAGAUUACCAAGCUUACCCCUC
Molecule: messenger RNA, 1659 nt
Organism: Annulohypoxylon maeteangense
Lineage: Eukaryota; Fungi; Ascomycota; Sordariomycetes; Xylariales; Hypoxylaceae
Product: carbonic anhydrase
Exons: 2
Coding region: 234-947 (237 amino acids)
Biological process (GO): cellular response to carbon dioxide; carbon utilization; cellular response to oxidative stress
Cellular component (GO): cytoplasm
Molecular function (GO): carbonate dehydratase activity; zinc ion binding
Source: RefSeq, a predicted model, not a curated record